Messenger RNA from Sphenostylis stenocarpa, 324 nucleotides. NCBI's taxonomy places the organism in Eukaryota, Viridiplantae, Streptophyta, Magnoliopsida, Fabales, Fabaceae. The record is from the annotation of a GenBank genome assembly.
AUGGUUAUUGUGAUUGCUGAAGGGGCAGGACAGGAACUGGUUUCUGAGAGUAUCCAAUCCAUGCACAAGCAGGAUGCUUCUGCAACAAACUUCUUCAAGAUGUAUAUUAUUAUGUUGAAUGCUUUCAACAUGCCUCUUAUAUAUGUGUACAUGUUGAUUGCGCAAUCAUGUGGUGUGUUUCAGUUGAGGAAGUCGAGUGGGGUUAUGUUUAUAUGGAAAGUUGAACUUUUGAAACCAAGGAAUGGAGUGGGGUCUCUGCUUCCGUGGAAAGUUGAACUCUUGCCAAUAUGGAGAAGACAACGAAAACUUGCCAUGGCCCAAUGA